CGCUGCUCCGCAUCCCUCACGUCAGCCGCGGUCCCUCCCGCUUCCUUCCUGCGCACCCAGCGCCGGGCCCGCACCCGCCGCCGCCGCCGCCCCGCGGAGCGCACGCCAUGACAGCGUAGGCAGGCGGCGAGACAUGGAUCGCUUCACGGAGUGCGGGACGCAGACGGACGCGGUGGUGGUGCUGUCGCUGGCACAGGCCGCGGUCCUGGGCUUGGUGUCGGAGAAUGAGCUGCUCGGUGCCACCGUCAGCCCCGCCGGCUUCUUCCCGGCGCUGGGCGAGGAGCUGCUGGAUGCGGUGGAGCCGGAGGGCGAGGGCCCCGUGGCCGGGGAUGGGCAGGAGGAGGACGCCCUGGAGGCAGGGUCCCCGCUGGAGAAGCACCCGCGGCGGAGGAAGCGGCCCCCGGUGAGGCUGGUGCCCAAGGUGAAGAGCGAGCGGGCGGAGGACGAGGCCCCGCGUGAGGAGCCGGUGCCUGCAGAGGAGGAGGAGGAGGAGGAGGGCGAGCGGCAGCGCGGGCGUCGGGCCCCGCCGCAGGAGCCCGGCCCGGAGCGGGCGGUGCAGAGCAGCGCGGUGACGAUGAUCGACCUGGGUGCCCUCGGCAGGAAGCCGCGGCGCCUGCGGCACCUGCGCCGCCACGGGCACCUCGAGCUGCAGGGCUCCAAGCGCCGCCUCGGUGGGGCCGGUGCCGCCAACGGCCCUGCAGGGGCCCUGCGGACCGAGUGCGCGCUCGAGGCCGGCGCCGCAUCCCCCGGUGAGGCCGAGGCCCCCGCGUCCCCCGAGGCCGUGAAGAGCGAGCCCGGCUGCGGGUGGCAGGAGCCGGGCGAGCUGGAGCCGGCCGGAGCCACCAGCGAGCGCAACAAGAAGGCGCAGCUGGACCGGCUGGACAUCAACGUGCAGAUCGACGACUCGUACCUGGUGGAGGCGGGCGACCGGCAGAAGCGCUGGCAGUGCCGCAUGUGCGAGAAGUCCUACACCUCCAAGUACAACCUGGUGACGCACAUCCUGGGCCACAACGGCAUCAAGCCGCACUCGUGCCCGCACUGCAGCAAGCUGUUCAAGCAGCCCAGCCACCUGCAGACCCACCUGCUGACCCACCAGGGCACGCGGCCCCACAAGUGCGGGGUGUGCAGCAAGGCCUUCACCCAGACCAGCCACCUCAAGCGGCACAUGCUGCUGCACAGCGACAUCAAGCCCUACAGCUGCCGCUUCUGUGGCCGCGGCUUCGCCUACCCCAGCGAGCUGAAGGCGCACGAGGUGAAGCACGAGAGCGGGCGCUGCCACGUCUGCGUGGAGUGCGGGCUGGACUUCUCCACGCUCACCCAGCUGAAGCGGCACCUCUCCACGCACCAGGGCCCCACGCUCUACCAGUGCCUGGAGUGCAGCAAGUCCUUCCACUACCGCAGCCAGCUGCAGAACCACAUGCUGAAGCACCAGAACGUGCGGCCCUUCGUCUGCACCGAGUGCGGGAUGGAGUUCAGCCAGAUCCACCACCUCAAGCAGCACUCCCUCACACACAAGGGCGUGAAGGAGUUCAAGUGCGAGGUGUGCGGGCGCGAGUUCACCCUCCAGGCCAACAUGAAGCGGCACAUGCUGAUCCACACCAGCGUCCGCCCCUACCAGUGUCACAUCUGCUUCAAGACCUUCGUGCAGAAGCAGACGCUCAAGACCCACAUGAUUGUGCACUCACCAGUGAAGCCAUUCAAAUGCAAGGUGUGCGGGAAGUCCUUCAACCGCAUGUACAACCUGCUGGGACACAUGCACCUGCACGCGGGGAGCAAGCCCUUCAAGUGCCCCUACUGCUCCAGCAAGUUCAACCUGAAGGGCAACCUCAGCCGGCACAUGAAGGUCAAGCACGGCGUGAUGGACAUCAGCCUGGACAGCCAAGAUCCCAUGAUGGAACUGGCUGGGGCCGACCAUACCGAGCUGGACGGGCAGCAGGAGAUGGACGACUUCGAGGAGGAGAACUCUUAUGGCUAUGGGGGGGUGGGCAACCCCCCAGACGAGCAGGCCAUGAAGGAGAUGGCGUACUACAACAUGUUGUAGUGCAGGAGCAGCGGC
Neopsephotus bourkii (Bourke's parrot) is the source of this 2056-nucleotide messenger RNA. It is a transcript of the gene ZNF710, whose product is annotated as zinc finger protein 710. The record is from RefSeq and is a predicted model, not a curated record. The transcript has 5 exons. Bases 134 to 2041 code for a protein of 635 amino acids. NCBI's taxonomy places the organism in Eukaryota, Metazoa, Chordata, Aves, Psittaciformes, Psittacidae.